Messenger RNA from Rubroshorea leprosula, 411 nucleotides. The record is from the annotation of a GenBank genome assembly. NCBI's taxonomy places the organism in Eukaryota, Viridiplantae, Streptophyta, Magnoliopsida, Malvales, Dipterocarpaceae.
AAUCUAUCUUCCAAGAAUGAUAAUGUAUUCCAUAAAUCUAUGUCCAACAUGACUUAAACUUAAAAUCACAAGGUAAAAUCUAUCUUACAAAAAACAUGAUUUAUUUCUAAAAUUAUAUCAAUCUUGAAAUGGCUAGCUUUCUAACUCGUCACUUCCCGUGGUUUCCUUGUCUCGGGUCAUACUACCUGAAAUGGUGGACAAGGGAAAAUCAUGAGAUAAAAUAUCUCAAUAAGUAAAUGUAUGGGUAGCCCAUGGGUAAAAUUUGAGCAUUUCAGAUAAACAGUUUAAACAUAAACAGAAUGCUCAAUGAUAACCAUUAUGCAGAAUAAAGUUCAAUAGUAGUCAAUUAAACUUAUAGCAUGCCAACAAGUGUAAUCAGAAAACGGAUACAAGUACGGGAACGAAAUAGAC